AUUAAAAAAAUAAAUAAAUAAAAUAUCGUUUAAAAUUUCUAGCGAAAAGAAUAAGGAAUUAUGAUAUUACAGAUGACGAAACUAUUAUAUAAUUCAUUCGUUUUAUUCUUGACCUAUUGGGUAUUAGCGACGAGUGUCAACGCACAGCUUCCAGUCGUUGCUCCAAAUGUAAUAAGAAAGUUCUUGAGUGGAAAUAAGAGCAUAGUAACUGACAUAAUACUUAUAAUGGAAACUGUGGUAAGCCCUAAUGCUAACUAUACGUGUGCAAAAAAGGCUCUAAUUAUCUUAGCCAAAUUGAUUAAUCGAUCGCUCAACAUAAGCGCAAACCGCACCCAUGUGGGUAUAGUGAAAUACGAGGAAACGGCAACCGUCGUUCUCAAAUUAAGAGCAGGAAAUAAAAUCAAUAUCGUUACCGCUAGGUUAAACACAAUAGUCUCUACUGGAGGUAUUCCUAGGCUAGACAGAGCCUUAGCUCUGGCAAGGAACAUGCUCAUGAAAGCUGGUAGACCAGGAUCGCAGAAGAAGAUCCUUAUAUUUACUUCAACGCCAUCAGACCAAGAUCCCAUUCCGAUAGCAAAAGCGAUUAAGGCUUUGGGUAUUAAAAAAAACUCAUAUAUAAUUUGAAAAAAUAAACAAUGA
Messenger RNA from Gordionus sp. m RMFG-2023, 639 nucleotides. RefSeq lists its product as uncharacterized. The record is from RefSeq and is a predicted model, not a curated record. Lineage: Eukaryota; Metazoa; Nematomorpha; Gordioida; Chordodea; Parachordodidae. The transcript is spliced from 4 exons. Bases 61 to 624 code for a protein of 187 amino acids.